AUGUCUUUUCGGCUUCCUGGUGGCUCCAGGCGGAUGUGCUCGCCGGCUGAGUCUGUCCGGCUUUCUCGUGGAGAGACCAGCUUUGUGACCGGCAGCAUGUGUGUUGGGUCGGGAGCAGGAAGCAGCUAUUCUUGUGCUCUUGCAGGCAUUUCUUCAGGGGGGAGCUGCAGCCAUAAUGGGGCACCAGGAAGUGGCACUGGUUUUCUUGGAAAUGAGGCUGGCCUCCUCUCUGGGAAUGAGAAGAUGACCAUGCAGAACCUCAAUGAUCGCCUGGCCUUGUACCUGGACCAUGUGCAUGCCCUGCAGAAGGCCAACUCAGAGCUGGAGCUGAAGAUCAAGGGCUGGUAUGAGAAAUACGGGCCUGGUUGUUGCCGGGGACUUGAUCAUGACUACAGCAGCUAUUUCCCAGUCAUUGAAGACUUGAAAAAACAGAUUAUUUCUGCGACCUCUGGCAAUGCCAGAAUUAUUCUACAAAAUGACAACGCAAGACUGACCGCUGAUGACUUCAGGAUGAAGUACGAAAAUGAGCUGGCUUUGCACCAGGGCGUUGAGGCCGACACCAGUGGUCUUCGCCGAGUGUUAGAGGAGCUCACCCUUUGUACAACUGAUUUGGAGAUUCAGUGUGAAGCCCUCACCGAGGAACUGACCUAUCUCCAAAAGAACCAUGAGGAGGAAAUGGAAGUCCUACAAUGUGCCUCUGGAGGGAACGUAAAUGUGGAGAUGAAUGCAGUCCCGGGAGUAGACCUAACUGCUCUGUUGAACAAUAUGAGGGCCGAGUACGAGGACCUGGCUGAGCAGAACCGCAAAGAUGCCGAGGCCUGCUUUAAUGAGAAGAGCGCAUCCCUGCGACAACAGAUCUCAGAUGAUUCGGGGGCACUCACAGCAGCCAGAUGUGAGCUGACAGAACUGAAACGCAACCUGCAAACCUUGGAAAUAGAACUUCAGUCCCUCAUGGCUAUGAAACAGUCCUAUGAAUGUUCCUUGGCUGAGAUUGAAGGAAAUUACUGUGUUCAGCUCCAACAAAUCCAGGAUCAGAUUGGUGUGAAGGAAGAGCAACUACAACAGAUCCGAACAGAAACAGAAGGGCAGAAGCUGGAGCAUGAUCAGCUUCUUGAUAUCAAAAUAUUUUUGGAAAAAGAAAUCAAAACAUAUUGCAACUUAUUAGAUGGAGAAGAAAGAAGAAGUGAAUCCACAUGUCCUAAAUCAAAAGAAAGCAAGUCUGCAAAUUCUGAAAAUCAAAACAAAGAUUCAACAGAAGAAUCUUUUGUCAAGACAAUGGUUGAAGAGCUAGAUCAACUGGGCAAUGUCCUUUCACUGAGAGUUCAUUCAGUGGAAGAAAAAUCUUCUAAAAUAAGCAACAUUACAAUGGAGCAACGAUUACCUACUAAAGCAUCCUAA
Molecule: messenger RNA, 1398 nt
Organism: Dipodomys spectabilis (banner-tailed kangaroo rat)
Lineage: Eukaryota; Metazoa; Chordata; Mammalia; Rodentia; Heteromyidae
Gene: Krt26
Product: keratin 26
Exons: 8
Coding region: 1-1398 (465 amino acids)
Molecular function (GO): structural molecule activity
Source: RefSeq, a predicted model, not a curated record